UUAAAUCUCUGCACCAGUUCUUAUGUAACGCAUGUGAACUGCCAUGUUGCAACAACCAUCCUUUUGAUUGAAACCCAUAUCCUUCACAAGGAUUUGGCCCGAGUGGAACUGCAGCUCCACAGUCGCCGCCUCACGCUGUGAAUGUAGUGGCGGAGUCACCGGCGCGUGUCGCACCGAAGGGAUGGCGGAUCCCUACACGUGCAUCGUGAAGAAGAAUCGGAAGUACUCUUCCGAAUGCACGGAGGUUCACUUGGCCAACUUGGGUGCAGAGACGCUGUCGAAGAACUUCGAGCAUUUCGGGAAUCUUGAAGUGGUCUGGUUGCAGGGGAACCAGCUCUCCCGUGUGGAGAACCUCGAAAGCAACUUCCGAAUCCGCGAGAUCUACUUGCAGAACAACCGCUUGGUCAGUCUGGCUGGCCUUCGAAGCUUCAAGUUCCUGAAGGUGCUCUUGGCGAGUGGCAACCAAUUGCGAAACCUUGAGAAGCAGCUGGCGCUGCUGUCGAGGUUCGCUUUCUUGAAGAAGUUGGACCUCUUCGACAACCCAGUUGCAGAGGAGCCCGACUACCGGCUACGACUCAUCUAUCAGCUACCUCAGGUGGAAAUUCUGGACCAGCACUCCGUCAAAUCAGCUGAACGUCAAAGAGCCGACGAAGUGGUUCCCAACCUCGACAAGGUGUCGGCCGCACGCGUGGAGAAGGUGAAGUCCAAGGAGCAGGGCUUCUCGCUUCUCGAGAGGCAGUGCAUCCGGGAAGCCCGCCAGAUUCGAGACCGACGGAGGAAGGAGGAGGAAGCCUUGCUGAUGCGCAGCAUCCGAGUGGCGCCCGAGGUGGGCCCGCCAGACUGCAAGGUCUUCCGCUGGAACCGGGAACGCUGGAGCGAUCCCAGGAUGAAGCUUCAGCAUGAGCAGACGAGGCCGACGCCCUGGGAGUGCAUGGAGAUUCAGAGCUGGAUUGAGAAGAAGUCCGAGAAGAAGCAGCUGAACAAGGAGGAUGUUGAGGCUUUGGCCAAGGAGCUCUCGUCCGAAGGCAUUGUGGAAUUCGGCCGCUACCUGAAAACCGGCGGCGUCUUCCAAGAGAAUCCUUGGGAGGACACGUCGCAGGAGACCUCAAUGCUGGGACGGACGUUGAAGUUCCACCAGGAGAAGAUGGGCCAGGUGGCGGUGGAAGUCCAUCCUCUAGCCAAGCUUCAACAAGACCCGGAGGCCACCAUGCCGCUGGCGACGGUGGCCAAGCUACUCCUGAAACUGGAGUGGCCUCGCUUCGAUGAUCGCUUCUUGGAGAGGCGCAUCGAGCAGCUCUACGACGACUUGCGGCGCGCAGACUUUGCGGGGGACAAGGAGGCGGUGGCGAAGUUCCGUACCCAAGCCCUGCGACUCGAAGGCGGAACCCGCCCCGCGCGGGGUGUGAAGAGCCUCAAGGAGCACGUGGAGUUGAAUCGGAAGGAGACGAACCUGGCGCCGGAGAAAGGGCGCAUGGACCUCUUUCCACAGAAGUUCAUCCGAGCCAAGCGGCAGAUCGACGAGAGCACCGGGCGGAUCGUGUUGAAGGUUGGCAUGGAUAUGCGCUGCACAAGUCUUGGAAGCAUGACUGUGCGAAGCUGAGAAUCUUCUUCAGACGCAACUUCUUCACGCGCAAUCAGUUCGGGUGGUUUCACCCAGAGUUUCACGGCUAUCAACAAUAAUACCUUUGGAACAAGUUGAUGACCGGGAAGAUGUCC
Molecule: messenger RNA, 1716 nt
Organism: Durusdinium trenchii
Lineage: Eukaryota; Dinophyceae; Suessiales; Symbiodiniaceae
Source: the annotation of a GenBank genome assembly